AUGUCUAUCCCCGCCUUCUCCGACAUUGCCAAGCCGGCCAACGACCUCCUCAACAAGGACUUCUACCACCUGUCCGCCACCACCUUCGAGUUCAAGGACACUGCUCCCAAUGGCGUUGCCUUCAAGGUGACCGGCAAGUCCAGCCACGAGAAGGCCACCUCUGCUGCUAUUGAGGGAAAAUACACCGACAAGCCUACCGGCCUGACCCUGACCCAGACCUGGAACACCGCCAACGCCCUCGACACCAAGAUUGAGGUCAGCGACUCCCUCGCCAAGGGCCUCAAGCUCGAGGGUCUCUUCAACUUCCUGCCCGCCACCGCCGCCAAGGGCGCCAAGUUCAACCUGCUCUUCAAGCAGCCCGGCUUCCACGGCCGCGCCUUCUUCGACCUCCUCAAGGGCCCCACCGCCAACGUCGACGCCGUCGUCGGCCACGAGGGCUUCCUCGCCGGUGCCAGCGCCGGCUAUGAUGUCAACAAGGCUGCCCUGACCGGCUACAGCGCCGCCGUCGGCUACGUCGCCCCCCAGUACAGCGCUGCCAUCACCGCCACCGACAACCUGAGCGUCUUCGCCGCUUCUUACUACCACAAGGUCAACAGCCAGGUCGAGGCCGGUGCCAAGGCCACCUGGAACUCCAAGACCAGCAACACUGUCGGCCUCGAGGUCGCCAGCAAGUACCGCAUUGACCCCGUCUCCUUCGCCAAGGUCAAGAUCAACGACCGUGGUAUUGCCGCCCUUGCCUACAACGUCCUCCUCCGCGAGGGUGUCACCCUGGGUCUUGGUGGCUCUUUCGAUACCCAGAAGCUCGACCAGGCUACCCACAAGCUCGGUGCCAGCUUCACCUUCGAGGGUUAA
Messenger RNA from Trichoderma breve, 852 nucleotides. Its product is annotated as eukaryotic porin domain-containing protein. The record is from RefSeq and is a predicted model, not a curated record. Gene Ontology annotation, molecular function: voltage-gated monoatomic anion channel activity. The transcript is spliced from 5 exons. Gene Ontology annotation, cellular component: mitochondrial outer membrane. NCBI's taxonomy places the organism in Eukaryota, Fungi, Ascomycota, Sordariomycetes, Hypocreales, Hypocreaceae. The coding region runs from base 1 to 852 and encodes 283 amino acids. Gene Ontology annotation, biological process: monoatomic anion transmembrane transport.